AUGACACAAACUGGGUUUUAUAAAAAUGACGUUGAUGCGUUGAAGAAAUGGUCCAAUAGACAUUAUUUGGUCUUGGAUUUUAGAGGUUGUCAAAGCUCGGAAAAAAUUAUUUACGAGUUGAACAGAACGAAUAUCUUUGUGUAUUCGCUGCGGUAUCUUUUCUUCGUGUCUGUUGUCGACUUCCCAGCUUUCGCAUUAAAAUUAAACGACUACCAGCUCCUCCCCAACGUGGAGGUAGUCUGUGCAAUCUUUGACGGCGAAUCGGUGUUUUUGCACCAACCGUACAAAGUGGGGAAGAUUAACGAAUUAAUGUGGGAGAAUUAUGGAAAUUGGUCAUUGGCAGGAGGCCUUUUCGAGCGUUAUGCCACCAUCCCCACGCCUCAAAGACGGGCAAACCUCCACCAUGCCAAUCUGGUGGUCGUAAUUGUCAUUUAUGAGAACGACACAUGGAACCAUUUAACGGAUUACAGGAAUCCGGGUGUUGACACUUUCACCAAGCAAGACUUUGAAUCAAUGAAGUGCGUGUUUGAGCACUUGAAUAUUAAUUAUUCUUUAACUGGGGUGGAUAGUUACGGUUAUUAUGAUAAAGAGACAAAGAAAUUUAGCGGUUUAGUUCGCGAGAUACAACGUGGAAAAGCAGAUGUGUCAGGCGUUUCAAUAUAUUUCACCGAGGACAGAUACGCAGCAGUGGACCUGAUAAAAAUGGGUAACCCUUUAGCAAUCCGGUUUAUAGUCAAAAAACCCUCAACUUCCUACAUCAAAAACAUAUUUUUUAUAACUUUCAACAAAAACGUUUGGAUCGCUUCUAUCGUCAUCAUGCUGAUAACAGCCAUCGUCGUAAAAGUAAUCCUAGGUUGGGAAGUAAAAACCAAAAAGAAAGUCAAGCAAAACUCGUAUAGUUUGAGCGACGUGACUCUAAUUGCCUUGGAAGCCGUUUGCCAACAAGGAACUACAACCGAGCCUCAGAGUCUGUCAGGUCGCAUCCUCGUUUUAAUUUUCUUUGCAGCUUUUCUCUUCAUCUACGUGUCUUACAGUGCUAACAUUGUUGUCCUCCUGCAAUCCACGACGAAAAUCAACGACAUCCAGGAACUCCUCGAGAGCAGAAUCCAAGUCGGGGGUUGCCAGACGCACUACAUGAAGAAUUAUUUCGAAGUUGGGUCAAAAACAUCGAUAAAAAAGGGGCCUUUGCAAAAAUUAUACUUGAAGAAAAUUUAUCCGGAUCAAUAUUUCCCUCUUGAGUCCGGGAUGAAAAAGCUGCAACAAGGGAAUUUCGCUUUCCACGUUUUAUUGCAAGCGGCUUACGUGUAUAUCCUGAAAAACUUCACCAAUUACGAAAUUUUUAAAUACAAGUGGAGAAUUAUUGAGUGUUUUUUGCAGGAGAAUCGAGGCUACGUCGCAGUUCCCAAGCACUCGCCCUACAAGGACCUGUUCAAAGUCGCGAUACUGAAAGUGGAUGAAUACGGCCUGCAGAGGCGCACAAAUUUGCGCAUUAUUAUGAAACCGAAAUGUUUCUCCCAAUCGGCGACUUUUAAAAGCGUCGGCUUUUACGACUGCGAACAGGUUCUCUGGAUUUGGGUCUUCGGGACGAUUUUAGCUUUGGCGUUUUUUGCCGCUGAAGUUUUUUUCGAUAAGUUUUUAGCAUCUAGAUUGGGGGCACGUGUGUCUAAAAACUUUACAUAA
This is a messenger RNA of Tribolium madens (black flour beetle), 1680 nucleotides long. Its product is annotated as glutamate receptor 2-like. Bases 1 to 1680 code for a protein of 559 amino acids. The transcript has 10 exons. The record is from RefSeq and is a predicted model, not a curated record. NCBI's taxonomy places the organism in Eukaryota, Metazoa, Arthropoda, Insecta, Coleoptera, Tenebrionidae. Gene Ontology annotation, molecular function: ligand-gated monoatomic ion channel activity. Gene Ontology annotation, cellular component: membrane.